AUGACGUCUCUCAAAGCUCCCCAGUACGACGAUUAUCCAGACAGUGAACGCAACGCGGGAAUGACGUACUUUGGUCGCCAAGGGAACCGUUGUAAAUCACAGACCGCUGGCGUGGAAGUGGAAGUUUUUUGUUUCAGUCGUGAUUCCUGGACGAAGCUGAAUCUCUCUGCAACUGAAAAUGUAAAAUCCCUCAGCUCUGAACAGAAAGAUCAGCAUUUGGGGAGUGACGUCCAAGGAGCGCAGCCUGCUGUUGAGGCUCCUCAGGAAGCAGAUAUCCCCGAUGACUCCCCCGGCCAAGAAGAGAGUCUAAAGGAAAGAGAGGCACAGUCGCCGGGCUGUGUGAAGAAAAAAGAGAACACCUCCGGCGCUGCUUCUGUAGACUCUGAGGUCUUGAGGUCACAACUAGAUCAGGCCAGAGAUUAUUCGUCACAUGCAGGCACAAGAGAGGACACGGCUCCCACUGAAGCAGCUUAUUCGUCUUCAGACUCUUUGUCAGAAACAGCGAAAGAUGAUUCUCAGAAUGAAUCCGACUCUUCAUCUGAUCAAGCAAAUACGCAACUUUCUCUGAACAAUUCUGACCAUGAAGCUCUGGACACUGAAGCCCAGUUAGAGGCGGUGGGAGUUAUGGCCCAGCAGAACGACAGGGUGGGAGUUACAGUUAGUAUGCACAAGAGGAAACUCCGAAAGGGGUUGAAGAAGUUGUCAGGCCUGAGUUGGACCAGCAGAGACCGCCUUGCGGUGUACAGUGACGUCUUUGAUGAUGUAUGUGAAGGCUUGCCAGUAUUUGGACGCAUCCUGAGGGAAAUCAAGACUGAAUAUGAUUUAUACAUCAGUCACUUAAUGGACACCUGUUCUUCACAAGAUAGCGUGCCUUUGCAGCCAUUUGUCAACGACAUCGAUGAUAUUAUAGUCACUGAUAAGGAAGUGGAGGGUGCAGAAAAAGGGGUUUGUAUUCUGGAAGAAGUGGCCAAAAGCGCUCUGAGGGAGAAUAAACGAGCUCAAGAUGAGCUAAGGAACUUUCCGGAUGAGCGCAGUAGCACAAAGAAGACACCCCUGUCCAGAAAAGAGGACAGCGGGAUGCCCAUCGACGACAGCGACAUCGUCCAGCUCAGGAAGCUUCAGGUUCUGAAUGUGUUGGAGGAGAUCCAACAUCUAGAGCAGGAGAUCCGUGAAAGGAUGGCAGCUGCUGUUGCAACUGCAGCCAUUGAACGAAGAAUCAAAGCUCUACAGGCAGAGACAAUAGAUCUGAUUGUUUCAAAUGACCGUCUGAGGACCCUUAGCAAGGAUCUACAGACAAAAAUCACUUCGGUGUUGGACAGAGAGAAGCCAAUAGAGGUUGUCAAACGGAUGCUGUGGAAAGAAAUCGAAAAGGAUCUCCAAAUAGACAGCGAAUAGUUUCAGUCAUCAGCAUCUUACAGUCACAGUAUAUGCAGGAUCCAAAAUAUCAGUAACAGAACAAAACAAUAAACCCAUCCUUUGUCUUCCACUUCUUAGUGCUGGUGCAUCAUGGGAAAUUAAAGUAAAAUACAUUAAAUCUAUUUUAAGAUAUGUCAAAAAAUGUGGAAAUAUCCCAGGGAUGUGACUACAGUGCGGUUUCUGCUUUUAUAUCAUACUUUAAUGUUCUUCACAUACAUUUUAGUGUUAGACAUUUGGCACUUUCCAUGUUAUUUGAAUAGCCGAAGCAGACACGUCUGUAAGUGUUAUCAGCAAAUUACACAAUAAAAACAUAAAGUUAACAAACUUGAAUGCUGGCGCGUUAUUACCGAUAUAUAAUUUGCAUGGAAAUGUGUGAACUGACAGC
Messenger RNA from Poeciliopsis prolifica (blackstripe livebearer), 1801 nucleotides. RefSeq lists its product as uncharacterized. The record is from RefSeq and is a predicted model, not a curated record. Lineage: Eukaryota; Metazoa; Chordata; Actinopteri; Cyprinodontiformes; Poeciliidae. The coding region runs from base 1 to 1395 and encodes 464 amino acids. The transcript is spliced from 11 exons.